GCUCCUUAGAGUGUCCCCGGGCCGCUGCCCUGGCAGCCUGCGUACAGCGUGCCGAGCCUCCGCGCCCGCCGCCAGUCCCCCCGCCAGCAGGUCACUCGAGAAAGAUGAAGAUAUUUAGCCUCUUUGCAUUCAUGGCCUACUGCCAUUUGCUGAAAGCAUUUAUGAUCACAGUUUCCAAGGACCUGUAUGUGGUGGAGUACGGCGGCAAUGUGACCAUGGAGUGCAAAUUCCCGAUAGAAAAACAGUUAAACCUGCUUGCACUAAUUGUUUACUGGGAAAUGGAGGAUAAGAAAAUCAUUCAGUUUGUGAACGGGAAGGAAGACCUGCAAGUUCAGCACAGCAGCUACAGCCAGAGGGCCCAGCUGCUGAAGGACCAGCUCUUCUUGGGGAAGGCCGCGCUUCAGAUCACAGACGUGAAGUUGCAGGAUGCUGGGGUUUACUGCUGCUUGAUCGGCUAUGGCGGUGCUGACUACAAGCGGAUUACUUUGAAAGUUCAUGCCCCAUACCGCAAAAUCAACCAAAGAAUUUCUGUGGAUCCUGUCACCUCUGAACACGAACUAAUGUGUCAGGCUGAGGGUUACCCUGAGGCUGAAGUCAUCUGGACAAGCAGUGACCAUCGAGUACUGAGUGGCAAAACCACCAUCACUAAUUCCAACAGGGAGGAGAAGCUUUUCAAUGUGACCAGCACACUCAGAGUCAACACAACAGCUUACGAGAUUUUCUACUGCACUUUUCGAAGAUCAGGUCCUGAGGGAAACAGAAACAAUACCGCUAAGUUGGUCAUUCCAGAACCCCUUCCAGUUCCACCAAAUGAGAGGACUCACUUCGUGGUUCUGGGAGCUGUCCUGGUGUUUCUUGCUGUAACCCUAGCAGUCAUCUGUCUAAAGAGAAAUGGGAAAAUGAUGGAUGUGGAAAAAUGUGGCAUCCGAGAUAGGAUCUCAAAGAAACAAAAUGAUAUACAAUUUGAAGAGACAUAAACCAGCAUUGAAACUGCUGAUCUUAAAGCAGGGAUUCUCAGCCUGUGGUCUGAGUUUGGCAGAGCUACACAUGACCAGAGCAGUGCAGUGGGCCAGGCAAGCUGCAGAUGCUGUAGGACUGACCAGAUCCAAUCACUCGGCAGUGGAAGCUGGGAGAGAAGAGAACAAAGCAAGAAGGAGCAGAGCGGGUAGCCUGCAAGGAGACCUUGGUACUUCAGAAUGACUGGGAGACCCAUGGGCGCCUCCGGGACAGAGGAGGGCUGCUUCUGAAAGAUGAGCCCCCACACAAAUUGUCCAUCGCUCAUCCUAGGAAAACAAGUUGAGAUUCCCUGAUGUAAUGGUCAGUUCCUGCAGAAGUGCCCUUUGCCUUCACUCAACGUCGCUGUUUGUCGUCUGUAUGACUGAGAGUCCCAGUGUUGCAACAGUAUUUAAGUAUGUUAUUUCUAUUUAUUUUGAGUCUUUGGAGUCUUGUCACGUGAGUGUGGUUGUGCAUGAUUUCUUUGGAAGAUAUAUUGUAGAAGAAGUUAAAAUUUUGUCACAAAACUAAACUUACUGCUUAGUGAAUUGUGCAUGUUCAAUAAAAUGUGUAGUA
This is a messenger RNA of Callorhinus ursinus (northern fur seal), 1569 nucleotides long. The record is from RefSeq and is a predicted model, not a curated record. NCBI's taxonomy places the organism in Eukaryota, Metazoa, Chordata, Mammalia, Carnivora, Otariidae.